Messenger RNA from Charadrius vociferus (killdeer), 783 nucleotides. Its product is annotated as S-adenosylmethionine synthase isoform type-2. Gene Ontology annotation, cellular component: cytosol; methionine adenosyltransferase complex. The transcript is spliced from 6 exons. The record is from RefSeq and is a predicted model, not a curated record. The coding region runs from base 97 to 783 and encodes 228 amino acids. Gene Ontology annotation, molecular function: ATP binding; methionine adenosyltransferase activity. Lineage: Eukaryota; Metazoa; Chordata; Aves; Charadriiformes; Charadriidae. Gene Ontology annotation, biological process: S-adenosylmethionine biosynthetic process.
AAAAUCUGCGACCAGAUCAGCGAUGCCGUCCUGGACGCCCACCUCAAACAGGACCCUGACGCCAAGGUGGCCUGCGAAACGGUGGCAAAGACGGGGAUGAUCCUGCUGGCAGGGGAGAUCACAUCCCGGGCUGCUGUCGACUACCAGAAGGUGGUCCGGGACACCAUCAAGCACAUCGGUUAUGACGAUUCCUCCAAAGGCUUCGACUACAAGACGUGCAACGUGCUGGUGGCCCUCGAGCAGCAGUCGCCCGACAUCGCUCAGGGCGUCCACCUGGACCGCAGUGAGGAGGACAUCGGCGCCGGGGACCAGGGCCUGAUGUUCGGCUAUGCCACGGACGAGACGGAGGAGUGCAUGCCUCUCACCAUUGUCCUGGCCCACAAGCUGAACGCCAAACUGGCCGAACUGCGGCGUAACGGCACCUUGCCAUGGCUUCGCCCCGACUCCAAAACGCAGGUGACGGUGCAGUACAUGCAGGACCGCGGCGCCGUCAUCCCCAUCCGGGUGCACACCAUCGUCAUCUCGGUGCAGCACGACGAGGAGGUGUGCCUGGACGAGAUGCGGGACGCGCUGAAGGAGAAGGUCAUCAAAGCAGUGGUGCCAGCCAAGUACCUGGACGACGACACCAUCUACCACCUCCAGCCCAGCGGUCGCUUCGUCAUCGGACUUGUAUAUUCCAGGGAUCUGGAUCUGAAGAAACCCCUCUAUCAGAGGACCGCAGCCUAUGGCCACUUUGGUAGGGACAGUUUCCCUUGGGAAGUGCCCAAAAAACUAAAAUAUUAA